GCGGGAGCGGGAGCGGCCUGGGGAGCCGGAGCGCACUAUGGAGGCGGCGGCGGGCGGUCGCGGCGGCUUUCAGCCGCACCCGGGGCUGCAGAAGACGCUGGAGCAGUUCCACCUGAGCUCUAUGAGCUCGCUGGGCGGCCCGGCCGCCUUCUCGGCGCGCUGGGCGCAGGAGGCCUACAAGAAGGAGAGCGCCAAGGAGGCGGGCGCGGCCGCGGUGCCGGCGCCGGUGCCCGCGGCCGCCGAGCCGCCGCCGGUGCUGCACCUGCCUGCCAUCCAGCCGCCGCCGCCCGUGUUGCCCGGGCCUUUUUUCAUGCCGUCCGACCGCUCCACGGAGCGCUGCGAGACCGUGCUGGAGGGCGAGACCAUCUCGUGCUUCGUGGUGGGCGGCGAGAAGCGCCUGUGUCUGCCGCAGAUCCUCAACUCGGUGCUGCGCGACUUCUCGCUGCAGCAGAUCAACUCGGUGUGCGACGAGCUGCACAUCUACUGCUCGCGCUGCACGGCCGACCAGCUGGAGAUCCUCAAAGUCAUGGGCAUCCUGCCCUUCUCGGCGCCCUCGUGCGGGCUCAUCACCAAGACGGACGCCGAGCGCCUGUGCAACGCGCUGCUGUACGGCGGCGCCUACCCGCCGCCCUGCAAGAAGGAGCUGGCCGCCAGCCUGGCGCUGGGCCUGGAGCUCAGCGAGCGCAGCGUGCGCGUGUACCACGAGUGCUUUGGGAAGUGCAAGGGGCUGCUGGUGCCCGAGCUCUACAGCAGCCCGAGCGCCGCCUGCAUCCAGUGCCUCGACUGCCGCCUCAUGUACCCGCCGCACAAGUUCGUGGUGCACUCGCACAAGGCCCUGGAGAAUCGGACCUGCCACUGGGGCUUCGACUCGGCCAACUGGCGGGCCUACAUCCUGCUGAGCCAGGACUACACAGGCAAGGAGGAGCAGGCGCGCCUCGGCCGGUGCCUGGACGACGUCAAGGAGAAGUUUGACUACGGCAACAAGUACAAGCGGCGGGUGCCGCGGGUGAGUGUACCGCGGGUCACCUCUGAACCCCCGGCCUCCAUAAGGAAAGCAGAUGACACCCCCUCCCAGCACCCCACGUCCUCUGAGAAGGACAAGCCGUCUGGCUGGCUGCGGACUCUGGCCGGCUCCUCCAGCAAGAGCCUGGGCUGCGUCCACCCCCGCCAGCGCCUCUCCGCCUUCCGACCCUGGUCCCCUGCAGUCUCUGCGAGUGACAAAGAGCUCUCCCCGCACCUCCCGGCCCUGAUUCGAGACAGCUUUUACUCCUACAAGAGCUUUGAGACGGGUGUGGCCCCCAACGUGGCCCUGGCACCACCGGCCCAGCACAAGGAGGUAAGCAGCCCGCCACGUGCCUGCGUUGUCUCCCGGGCCCCCGGGCCUCUUGCCACCUGCGUCCAGCCUCGGAAACGGAAGCUGACCAUGGACACCCCCGGAGCCCCAGGGACGCCAGCCCCCGUGGCCGCCCCGGAGGAUGACAAGGACUCGGAGGCUGAAGUGGAAGUGGAGAGCAGGGAGGAGUUCACCUCCUCCCUGUCCUCGCUCUCUUCUCCGUCCUUUACCUCAUCCAGCUCUGCCAAGGACCUGAGCUCCCCGGGCGUGCACGCCCCACCCGCGGCCCCCGCCGCCCCCGAUGCCACGGCCCCUGCUGACGCCCCAAGCAGCGGGCUGGAGGCAGAGCUGGAGCAUCUGCGGCAGGCCCUGGAGGGCGGCCUGGACACCAAGGAAGCCAAAGAGAAGUUCCUGCAUGAGGUGGUGAAGAUGCGGGUGAAGCAGGAGGAGAAGCUGAGCGCCGCGCUGCAGGCCAAGCGCAGCCUCCACCAGGAGCUGGAGUUCCUGCGUGUGGCCAAGAAGGAGAAGCUGCGGGAGGCCACGGAGGCGAAGCGCAGCCUGAGGAAGGAGAUCGAGCGCCUGCGGGCAGAGAACGAGAAGAAGAUGAAGGAGGCCAGCGAGGCGCGGGUCCGGCUGAAGCGGGAGCUGGAGCAGGCGCGGCAGGCGCGGGUGUGCGACAAGGGCUGCGAGGCCGGCCGCCUGCGGGCCAAGUACUCGGCCCAGAUCGAGGACCUGCAGGUGAAGCUGCAGCACGCGGAGGCCGAUCGCGAGCAGCUGCGGGCCGACCUGCUGCGGGAGCGGGAGGCCCGGGAGCACCUGGAGAAGGUGGUGAAGGGGCUGCAGGAGCAGCUGUGGCCACGGCCCCGCUCCGAGGCUGCUGGUGGCGAGAGCACAGCCGAGCUGGAGCCCUAGCUGGAGCCCGCUGUCUGCUGUGCGGGUGUGGACGCCGCAGGGAGGGGCGGGCAGGCAGGCGGCAAGCCAGCGGCGGGGCCCUGUGUGCCUGGCGGGGCCUGCCCCUCUCUCCAGUCCAUAUAGCACAACGUCUUACUGUGCCUAUAACCAAGCAAGUGUUUGGAACCACAUACUUUUGGAAUCCACUGCAAAAUUUUCUACUGGCCAAGUUCAAGUGAGCAAGCCGGCCCCCAGGUGCAGCUGGAGACGAGGCCAGCUGGUGGCUGCGCCUGGCCCUGCGCUUGCCAGAACAUUCUAACAUUUACACUUUUGUUAUAAGCUAUUUAAAACCAAUAAGGAGACUUGAUGUUCAGAAAAUUCAACAUGUUUUUUAAUGACUAACUUUUAAAAGCCCCACCCACACGUGACACCACCUGAGGACCCGCCAGGGAGCCGGGGUGGCCGCUGCCCUGCCCCUCAAAGCCAUCACAGCUCAUCUGUGCCCGCAGCUGCGUGAGGACACGAAGGGUUUUUCUCCAGAGUCUAUUUUUUCAGCGACAAGGACCCAGGUCUCCUGUGCUGCCACCAGGAAGGGCACGGAGAGAGUCACGCACGCCUGAUGAGCUGGAACCCGCCGCCUUACGCCGCCCGCGCCCCGGCCCUGCGCCAUCAGCACGUGUGUCUGCAAGCACCGUCCAAGGGGCGCCGUCGUCAAGGGAUGCCGGGAGGCAGGUCCAUGCUGGCCGGCACACACGCCCUCGACCACGCCACCCUCUCAGUUCCGCAACAUCGCUCUUCUGUCUGGGGACUGAGGCUGCAGCAUUGGAACAAAACACAGCAUUAUUUCAUUUUUUCUUUUUGUUUGUUCAUUCAUUUAAGCGUAUAUUUAGAACUGCACUUUGUCAAAAAUCUUCCCUUCUCUUUUUAUUCCCCAGUUAACUGAGGUUUUUACUUUCAACAUUGCAAACUGAUUUCUAGAGCAUCCAGAUCCUAAGUGCUCGAGUGUUUGGAAACCCCUCUGGUGCUUGGUUGAACACGGGAAUCACAUGAGGAUGAAGAUGCAAAAACCGAACUUCGGGGGGUAGUUCUGUGCCUUCCAGCGUCUUGUACAGCAAACCCUGACUCGUCUUUUUACCCCCAAGUAUGUCUUCAGUAGCAAUUGAAUCUGCCACUAUUGAAAUGAGUUAACUUGCAUUUAUUCCAAAUAACCUCGUUUACUCAACUGUAUGCGAAUUGUAUAAGGUUUCUCAUGCCCAAGCUUAAAAAGUGAUUCCCAGUAGACGAGGUGGCUGCCCGUCCUAAAGUUGUGGUAUUUAUUUGUGCAGAAAGAUCUUCCCAGAAUUCUUUGCUUGCCGCUGAUCCAACACCGUGGCAGCCGCGAGCGGAGCCGGGAGGCGGAGGUGGCUGGUGCAGGACGGUGGCUGCGGGAGGUGGUGACACCGUCGCCAAGUCGAGCAGAGACUGGGUGACGGCACCGUCUGUGGGAUUUUGCCCUUGGUUUACUGGGUAGGGCCAGGUGCUGCUGGACCCCCUUCUCAAGUGCAAUGCAAAAGGGACAUCAUGUGUAUGCAGCGUUCGUUUGGUUCUGUUUUUUGUUGUUUUUUAAUUUUUCUGCUUCUGUUUUUCUUUGCAGUUUUACUCAAUCUGUAUGCAUGGACUCUAACCCUCUGCCACACGUGCGUCCACCGACGGGCAUUACUACCGUGUCCUAUGUAGGGUCAGCUGCGUCCCGCAACACGCAGAAUGCUGUGUUUAGCCUUGUUUUUCCAGAGUUGUGUUUUUUCAGUCAUUUCUUCAAGGGAAACUAAAUGAUUUAGCUGGAGCAAAGCUUUAAGUGUGUCAGUGUGCCUCUGUGUGGCUGUGCUCUGUUGCCAAGUCUGCAAAUCAUGGUGAGACCCAGAGGCCCCCGGGACCCGCUGCCCGAGGCCACGUGGUUUGCCCUGCUUACUCUUUGAGUUUUUAGGCUCCAGAGGGAGGUAAUUUUUCUAAGCUGGGGUUGUGGGGUGGAGGGUGGGCACUGGCUCUCCCUCCCCUGGAACUGCCCCCUCCUGGCACCUGCACGCCCCGGCCACCGGGCCCAGGCGCCCGCUGCCCGGCCCCGGCCCCGGUCUGGGGGGGGGGGGCGGGGAGCGGGGGUGCGGGUCCCCAGGCCCCCGCUGGUGCAGCUGCAGUCGGAGCCCUCUUCAGGAAAAGGGAGGAGAGGGGUCUGUCUCGCAGGCUGCCGGCCCUCCCUGUGCGUGACGCCCGUUAUCGGAAUGGUUGUGUGUUCGGUGUAACCGCCCAUUGUUUCCACGCUGAAAGGGUUUUAACGAAGGGAAAGAAACCACAGCAAUAACACUCAUCCACGGAGCAGCUAACUCAGAACAUUCUGCUUUUCCUGCAGAAGCAGCCGGUGUGAUAAAGCCCGGCGUGUAAAUAGCUUUCCUUUUACACUCGUGUGUCAUGCGUGUGUAUGGUGGUUCCUUUUCAGGUCUCCCUUCUUACCUGGUAGCUGUCCUGUUUUCCGGGCUGUUUUUAACCUAGGAGGAACACGCCCCGGGGCACCGAGCCCACCGGUUCCGUCCCCCCCCCCAACCCGUCGGGCCCGGGGGGCCAUCUUGUUCUCGCUUUAAGUCAGGAGUCACAAACGACACUUUUUUUUCAAUUAAGGAAAAACCCACAGCUCCACCUGCGAACCCGCCAGGAGCGCCUGCAUCUCGCCCGGUCUCUCCUUCGCUGCUGCUAAUGACGUCAUGAGGACUUACGCUACUACUCGAGAACUAUUUUUAUGUAAUUAAUGUAUGCUUUCUUGUUUAUAAAUGCCUGAUUUAAAAAGAAAACAAAGAAAAAGCUUGGCAUAUUUA
Molecule: messenger RNA, 5067 nt
Organism: Camelus dromedarius (Arabian camel)
Lineage: Eukaryota; Metazoa; Chordata; Mammalia; Artiodactyla; Camelidae
Gene: SKI
Product: SKI proto-oncogene
Exons: 7
Coding region: 38-2245 (735 amino acids)
Biological process (GO): negative regulation of transcription by RNA polymerase II; negative regulation of BMP signaling pathway
Cellular component (GO): nucleus
Molecular function (GO): DNA-binding transcription factor activity, RNA polymerase II-specific; SMAD binding; RNA polymerase II cis-regulatory region sequence-specific DNA binding
Source: RefSeq, a predicted model, not a curated record